AUUUGUUUGAAUAAAUCUUAUACUUGUAAUAGUGAAAUUCAAACACGAGUCGAUUCGUAAAAAAUGAAUUUGGUACAGCCACCAGCUUGGCACACAACCCAGUUUUUACAGCCACCGGUCCUCCAACCUAUCCAGCAUCAUCAGAAUGUUUCUCAUCAAGUUGCCAGUCCUCGUUACAAUAAUGUGCCUCAGACUAGCCAUUAUGAGGUGAACGGGACAACUUAUUACGGUGCCAACAUUCAUAUGGCUUCGUCGAACAAGCAGCACAGAAGACCUUUAUUGCCCGAAGAAAGUGACAAGGAUGAGAAAAGGAUCAGGAGGCACCACAACGAUAGUCAACGUCGGCAUUCAAGUUUUUACGAAAAACAAUCUGAUGUUGGCUCACCGAGGUGUCCCCAGCAGCAGAGGCCUAAUAAGAAGAAAUGUAAGAAGCCGUCCCCCAACGUUUACAAGCCGAUUCGCUCGGCAAGGGACGAAACACCAUCACAAGAUUGUAGCGAAAAUAGAACAGGUGCCAAAGAAAGGAAUAUCCCCCAUAGUGUGGAAGCCGCUGUUUCGCCAGUAUUUGGAUUGACCGAAGAAAGAUUGUACAACCUCCUGAUCCAGUACACCGUAGCUCCGGAGGAUCUCUUUUCCAAUGGUUUUCCACAGGUGGAUAAGGUUAAGAACCAAGUCCGCCUGUACAAACAUUGUUUCGGAAAACCUUUCAGGAUCCCGAAGAGAUUGGCUGGUAUUGAGGAGGAUUUUGAUCGGAAUUCACCGACAGCAGUUGAGAGGACCUGCGUUAGGUGUAACGAUCAGUUCGUCAACGAACACGGUUACUUGACGAAACAGCAGUGCUUCUACCACUGGGGGAAAAUCUCGUACUGCCGCCAUACAUGUUGCGAGAAUACUCCAGGAUCCAAAGGUUGCACAUCAUCAAAACACCACGUAUGGAAUGGUACAGUGGCCGGGAUCAACGAGCCCCUGCAAGGUUUCGUGAGUACGAAACGCAGCGAAAAAGUGAAACGGAAGGUUUUCGCUGUAGACUGCGAAAUGUGCUACACUGUGCGAGGCUUGGAACUUUGCAGGGUAACCGUUUUGGGUUUUGAUGGUGCCACAGUGUACGAUUAUUUUGUGCAACCGGAGGAAGAAGUUGUGGACUACAAUACCAGAUUUUCUGGAGUAACCGAAAGUGAUGUGUAUGGCCCAAAGUCGAAAACUUUCCAACAGGUGCAGAGUGAUUUAUUGGACUUUAUUGACGAGGACACCAUUCUGAUAGGACACGCGUUGGACAAUGAUUUGCGAGUGUUGAAACUUGUCCAUUCUAAAAUUGUGGACACGUCUCUCAUUUUCCCUCACGAGCGCGGUUUUCCCUUCAGGAACUCCUUAAAGCAGUUGAUGUCAGUUCAUCUGAACAAAGCAAUUCAGACAUCCGAUCAUGGACAUAGUCCAUAUAAGGAUGCUCUGAGUUGCUUGGAGCUGAUAAAGUUUAAAAUACAACUGUACUACGCUGAGAGACGUCUCACAAUUUAAGAAGAGACCAGUUCGCAAGAUCUUGUCCAACAAGAAUGUUCCGUAAUCCUCAUCCUGAAUUAUGUAUAUAGGUACAACA
This is a messenger RNA of Coccinella septempunctata (seven-spotted ladybird), 1594 nucleotides long. RefSeq names its product putative exonuclease GOR. Gene Ontology annotation, cellular component: nucleus. The coding region runs from base 64 to 1515 and encodes 483 amino acids. NCBI's taxonomy places the organism in Eukaryota, Metazoa, Arthropoda, Insecta, Coleoptera, Coccinellidae. The transcript has 3 exons. The record is from RefSeq and is a predicted model, not a curated record. Gene Ontology annotation, molecular function: exonuclease activity; nucleic acid binding.